This is a messenger RNA of Ambispora leptoticha, 1458 nucleotides long. Lineage: Eukaryota; Fungi; Glomeromycota; Glomeromycetes; Archaeosporales; Ambisporaceae. The record is from the annotation of a GenBank genome assembly.
AUGUUGGAAACAGAAGCCUCGACAUUAGACGCUUUUCUCUCUUGGGCGAAAGGACAGGGAGUAGAAUCAGAUGUUGCAAUUGAAAAAGUACCUGAUAAAGGAUUAGGUGUUGUAAGCAAAAAACGACAUUUCCGAGAUAAUUCAAGGGUAAUAUUUGUACCUUCGGUAGUUCUGGUAAACGCGUCCAAAAUAAUCAGAUAUGCAAAGGAAGAAGCGCCGAAACUCGAUUCUUUCUAUCAGGCUCUACGUCGCGAUGGAAUAUCAACGACUGAACGUAUUAUAAUAAUGUCCUUCAUAUUAUUUGAGCUAGUUGGACGUUUAUCUCUAGGAGAAUCUGCGCCUCCACCGUCACUCUGGAAACCUUACUUGGAUAUCCUACCGAGAAAACUCCAUACUCCAAUGUUUUAUAAUGGCACACUGAAAGCUUGCCUUGAUGGAACCAGCCUAAGUUCGGCGGUGGACUCAAAAUUGAAUAAGCUUAGACGUGAAUUUGAUUCGCUUAAACCAUAUUUUAAUAAGUGGAGAGCAUCUUCGUCUACUUUACAACCAGAUGCUGCGACCAAUGUUGAUGUGGUUACACUUGAAGACUUUAAGUGGGCUGAUGGAGUAUUUUGGUCAAGAGUAUUGUCAUUUGGAAGUAGAAUGGAGGCCUUGUCUAUCGACAAAUCCACACUUGAAUCCGAAAUUGAUGAUUUACAUCUGGUCCCUUUCAUAGAUGUGGCAAACCACUCGUUGACACCAUUGGCUCGGUGGGAAGUACUUACAGAUGGAGCAGAAUUAACCUUAACAAAAUCUAGUAAUCAAGAGCCAAUUCCACCAGAAACUGAAAUCUGUAUCUCGUACGGGGAAAAAUCGAACUGUGAACUUCUUUUCUUGCACGGGUUUGCAUUAAAAGAUGAUCCAUGGUCGGCGAUAUCUUUUCCAGUUCCAUUCUUGGAGGGAGAUCAAAUUGUUGAUGAGAAAUUAUUAUUUAUGAAAUAUCAUGGAAUUAAGUCAUCGGUUUCAUUAUCAAGAAAAAAUGAUGGUAUUGAAUUACCGCAUGAAGCCAUUCGAGCUAUGUGGCUUUGCGUUUUGGAUGAAGGUGAUGGACUAAAAAUAACCACCUGCGAUACAAAACCACAUCUUGUAGAAUUAAGUUUUGAUGGUAAGGUCAUCAGUAGUCUCGAGAUGUUGGACAGUGUCAUACAAGGCGGGAAAUUAUUCCCGGUAAUUGAGUUGCGUGUUGUCCAGAUCAUUUUGGAUGCUGUUGAAAAUCUCUUGUCGAAUCUAAGGCAAACUAAUGAGCGAGUCCUUAAAUUGAUGGAGACAGCGAAUUCACGAGAAAUUGAAUAUAUCAAAAUUUAUCGGGAAGAUGAGCAUCGAUUUUUGGAAUUCGCGGUUGAAGAGUUUACGAGAAAGCGUGAAGUUUUGAUGAAUAACGAAGGAUUUGAAAGAUUUGAAAGAUAUUUUAGUGAAUAA